Molecule: messenger RNA, 816 nt
Organism: Dujonia railenensis
Lineage: Eukaryota; Fungi; Ascomycota; Pichiomycetes; Serinales; Debaryomycetaceae
Source: the annotation of a GenBank genome assembly
AUGCCCCAGUUUCGCAAGAGGAAGGCCGAGAGCUCGAGCGUUACUUCCAGCACCAAAAUUGAAAAUUUUUUAGGCUUGGAGGACUCUCCAGGUGGUAAGAUACAACCAAUAAAGAAAAUCCCCGAUGAUGAUAAAGUUAUAAAUGCAUUGAAUAAACUUAGUUCGACAACAACUUCAGAGACUAGUGAUAGCACCGUAGUACUUAAAAUAAUUGUUUCCUUAACGGAAGCAGAAUACUUCACAUCAACUAUCGACUUGAUAACUGACCAAUUUAAAUUGACCGACUUUUUUAUAUCGAAACAGGUCGAAGGCUCGGUGGACCGCUUUAUCACCUUAUCAGGUAGUGUAAAUUCUGUAUGUAGAGCAUCUGUAUAUAUAUCUUAUUGCUUGGCUGCUAAGUUGAACAAUUUUCUGAGCAGCAAUUCGUUUACUCUAAAGUCCAAUAACUAUUGCUUAUCUUUCUUCGAAAGGCCUCGAAACGGUGGUGCCAAGUCAUGGGCAGCAAUUGGCGCAAGCAAUGGCACCAGAGUGUUUGACUACUCCGAUUCGUACUGCCGCUCUAAUAGCUUAGGUACUGUAUAUAUAAGAGGAGACUUCCAUUCGAUCUUCAAUAGCUUGUUAAUAAUCAUUCAAUCAAGAGAUGAACUUGCUACAGAUGGCCCCUACUACAUUGACGAUGACUUUAUACAGCAGGUACUGGUUACUGGAAACUAUGGGAAUCCUGUAUUAUUUCAAAGGCAGGAAGUUAAUGCUGGGGUUCUAGACAACCUGACCGAGGAAGUACUACUGUUUAUAGAAAUUCAGAAAGUUCUGUAA